AUGUCGCGAAUUCACCUUUCCAUCUUAGACGCCCAAGACCGCCUCAAAACGAUCAAACAGGCGCUUAAAAUCGGUCUCAAAGCUAUCCACUACGACGUGAUGGAUGGCCGCUUCGUAAGUCAGAAAACUUUACCGCUUGACGAACUAAUUCAACUGAUUAGCGCCAGUCCGAAGCACUACGUGGACGUGCACUUGAUGAGCAAACGUCCCGACCGCCAAAUUCGCAAAAUCGCUCCUUACGUUGACCAAAUUAGUUUUCACAUCGAAUCUUUGUCGGCGCGAAAAAUCGUCAAACUUUUAGUCAAGAACAAACACAUCAAACUUGGCAUUGCGCUCAAUCCGCGCACGCCGGUUGUCAGUCUCAGACCUUACCUAGGUCACUUACACCACGUAUUGAUCAUGUCGGUGCAAGCUGGGCAAGGGGGUCAGUCGUUUAUUUCGCAAACUUACGAAAAAAUUGGUCAACUCCAAAAACUCCUCCAGGCGAACGGACAAAAGUGUCUCAUUCAAGUCGACGGAGGUAUUAACGACGCGAACGGACCCAAGUUAGUUCAAGUCGGCGUUGAUCAAAUCGUGGUUGGAUCGUACCUCGUCCAUAAUUUGAAAAGAAACUUUGUCAACAAAGUGCUUGGCCAAGAGAAGAAGUAG
Molecule: messenger RNA, 648 nt
Organism: Centruroides sculpturatus (bark scorpion)
Lineage: Eukaryota; Metazoa; Arthropoda; Arachnida; Scorpiones; Buthidae
Product: ribulose-phosphate 3-epimerase-like
Exons: 1
Coding region: 1-648 (215 amino acids)
Biological process (GO): carbohydrate metabolic process; pentose-phosphate shunt, non-oxidative branch
Cellular component (GO): cytosol
Molecular function (GO): D-ribulose-phosphate 3-epimerase activity; metal ion binding
Source: RefSeq, a predicted model, not a curated record